GAUUGGUACGGUCCAGCAUGGCGGGAAAUCUGUUGAUCACGUCACGGGAGCGAAUGGGGCAAUAUGGCGGCCAUCGUAAGGCUGUAGCUCCACCACCGGACUAUUUCUUUAAUGAAACGUUGAUUCAGGGGGACUGUGUUUUAAUCCAAGCUGACUUUUAGUCACACUGCGGAUCUGCAGGAUGUCAGGUAAAAUCAGUGAUCAGCUCAAACCCGGCGACCUGGUGUUCGCUAAAAUGAAAGGCUUUCCUCACUGGCCUGCCAGAGUUUGCAAAUCAGAGACCGGAUAUAGGAAGCGAGUUCCAGUCUACUUUUUUGGCACCCAUCAAAUAGGCUGCGUCACACCAGAGAAUGUUGUUCCUUACGUUGGCAACAAGCUGAAGUACGGCAGCGGCGUACGCAUCAAGGGCUUUGCCGAGGGUAUGUGGGAGAUCCAAAACACGCCUGGAAUCGGCAGUAAGCUUAAAGUUCCAUUAAAGAUCAACACUACAUCACCACCAGCAAAACCAGCUUCUUCUUCUACACUCCCCAAAUCAUCUUCUGCUACCAAAGCUAUUGAUGGCAAACCUAAAGUUACCUCCUCCCCAAUUAAGCUUGAGCACAAUUCAAGCAAAAGUAUGGCUGGUAGGGUGUUAGGUGAGAGCGGAAAUCUGGAUAAAGCAAGAAGAACAUCGUCUAAAUUAGCUUCAGAUAAUGAUAAGUCUAAACUGGUAAGACACACUGUGGAGCCUGCGGCAGCUAAACGAACGUCGUCUAGAUUAGCUUCAGAUAACAAUGAGUCUAAACUCAUAAGGGACUCCAUGGAGACUGCCACAGCUAAAAGAACAUCGUCUAGAUUAGCUUCAGAGAAAAGAACUGAAUUCAAAUUGCAUAAAGACAAUGUACAGCCAGUUGCGGCUACAAGAACACCAUCUACAUUAGCUUUGGAUGAAAAUAUUGAAUCCAAACUUGAGAAAAAUGCUGUGGACCAUGUUGCAGUUAAAAGAACAUUGUCUAAAUUGGGUCCUGAUAAAAAAACAGAAUCCGGGCUGGAUAAAGACGCUGCCGUGCCUUCAGCAGCUAAAAGAAUGUCGUCCAGGUUAGCUUCAGGUAAUGAUGAAUCUAAAGUGGUAAGAGACACCACAGAGCCUUCUGUGGCUAAAAGAAUGUCGUCCAGAUUAGCUCCUGAUAAAAAAACAGAAUCCAAACAGGAUAAAGACGCCACAGAGCCUGAUAAAGCUAAAAGAACGUCAGCUAGAUUAGCCUCGGAUGAAAAUAUGGAAUCAAAACAGGAUAAAGACGCCACAGAGCCUGCUACAGCUAAAAGAACAACAUCUAGAUUAGCCUCAAAUGAUAUAGAAUCCAAACAGGAUAAAGACGCCACAGAACCUGCUACAGCUAAAAGAACGUCGCCUAGAUUAGCUCCAGAUGACAAUACAGAAUCCAAACAGGCUAAAGACGCCACAGAACCUGCUACAGCUAAAAGAACGUCACCUAGAUUAGCCUUGGAUGAAAAUAUGGAAUCCAAACAGGAUAAAGACGCCACAGAGCCUGCUACAGCUAAAAGAACGUUGCCUAGAUUAGCCUCAGAUGACAAUAUAGAAUCCAAACAGGAUAAAGACGCCACAGAACCUAGUACAGCUAAAAGAACGUCGCCUAGAUUAGCCUCAGAUGAAAAUAUAGAAUCCAAACAGGAUAAAGACGCCACAGAACCUGCUACAGCUAAAAGAACGUCGCCUAGAUUAGCCUCAGAUGAAAAUAUAGAAUCCAAACAGGAUAAAGACGCCACAGAACCUGCUACAGCUAAAAGAACGUCGCCUAGAUUAGCCUCAGAUGACAAUAUAGAUUCCAAACAGGCUAAAGACGCCACAGAACCUGCUACAGCUAAAAGAACGUCGCCUAGAUUAGCCUCAGAUGAAAAUAUAGAAUCCAAACAGGCUAAAGACGCCACAGAACCUGCUACAGCUAAAAGAACGUCGCCUAGAUUAGCCUCAGAUGACAAUAUAGAAUCCAAACAGGCUAAAGAUGCCACAGAACCUGGUACAGCUAAAAGAACGUCGCCUAGAUUAGCCUCAGAUGACAAUAUAGAAUCCAAACAGGAUAAAGACGCCACAGAACCUGCUACAGCUAAAAGAACGUCGCCUAGAUUAGCCUCAGAUGAAAAUAUAGAAUCCAAACAGGAUAAAGACGCCACAGAACCUGCUACAGCUAAAAGAACGUCGCCUAGAUUAGCCUCAGAUGACAAUAUAGAAUCCAAACAGGCUAAAGAUGCCACAGAACCUGGUACAGCUAAAAGAACGUCGCCUAGAUUAGCCUCAGAUGACAAUAUAGAAUCCAAACAGGCUAAAGAUGCCACAGAACCUGGUACAGCUAAAAGAACAUCGCCUAGGUUAGUCUCAGAUGACAAUAUAGAAUCCAAACAGGAUAAAGACGCCACAGAACCUGCUACAGCUAAAAGAACAUCAUCUAGAUUAGCCUCAGAUGACAAUAUAGAAUCCAAACAGGAUAAAGACGCCACAGAACCUGCUACAGCUAAAAGAACAUCAUCUAGAUUAGCUUCAGAUGAAAACACUGAAUCUAAAGUCAUUAGAUUAGAGUCAAAUGACAACAUUGAAUUCAGACAGUUUAAAGAAGCAGCAGAGAGCUAUGUCCCAAGAAUACAGUUAUCCAGGUUAGCUCUGGAUAAAACGGCAGAAUCCAAACCUGGUAAAGGUACAGUCGGGCAGGUUUCAGCGACCAGAAUAGAUCCAGAUCUGCAAGCUACAGAGAAAGUUGCAGCUACAAGAAGCAGAAGGUCAGCUAGUGCUGGUACAGUUGUAGAACGAUCAACUGAAUUGGAAAGUUCUGCACAUAUUAAAAAAGAGGUGAGAGCAAGAAUAGCUUCCACAGUCGACUUUGCCUCUGAUAGAAAACCGGCUGCAGAACCAAAUGCAAGUAAACAUCCAGCUGAGAAGGAAAGUAAGAGCAGUAGUGAUCAGGAAGCUGCAGCAGCAUCGACAGCUUCCAGCUCUUCAAACACAGAGGGAUCUUCCUCUGGAAGCCGAGUUUCCACCCGGAGCAAAGGAGCAGAUAUAAAGCUCGAUGAUGUUCCCCAUGUGGCAACUUCUGGAAAGAGGGGAAUAGAUAUGGAAAAGGAGGAGAUGCAAAAUGUCAAGAGGAAGAAGGAAGAGAGAGAUAACAGGAGGGAAGCAAGAGAAAACCGGAAUUCGAGGAGCAGUGAAGGGAUGAUGGAUCAGACAUCAGAGAGUAGAGGUUUGAAAAGAAAGAAAGAGGAGACAGAAGCUGGAAGAGAGGGGAUAAAGAUGGGAGGAACUGAGGAGGAAACACAUGGAAGAAAAACAAGGAAAGCAGAUAGAGAGGAAGAGAAACAGGAGGACAAAGGGGAGGAGGUGAGGACCAGGAGAGCUGCGAGAGAUGAGCAGACAUCAGAGGAGGAAAAAAGGGGCAGAAAGAUGAGGAGAAUUGAGAGCAAGGAGAAGGAUGACAGUAGAGAAGAAAUAAGGAUCAGGAGAUCUCAGAGAGACAACGGGGCAGCGGAGAUGGAAGGAAGACUGGAGAAACAAACUAUGAAGGUCAGAGAAACCAGGAACAAGGAUGCAUAUGGGGAUGAAACGGAAAGGAGGAAGAGAGAAUGGAAGAAUAAGGAAGAUAAAACUAGAGAAGUUGAGAAGGAGGAGAAAACUGAAGGGAUGAAGAUGAGGAGAGCAGAGAAAGAUAGUACACCUGAGGACAGAAGAAAAACUGAGAAAGGUAUGAAAGCUGAAGAGAAACACCAAGACAAAAAAGAAGUGCUGAAGAGCAGGAGAAACGAGGAGGAAAUGGAGACAAUGUCCAAAAAGGGCAAAAAAGAUGACGAGAAAUCAGAGAAGAACAAACCCAGGAAUCUGGAGAAACCUACAGAGAAGAGUGAAGGAAAAGGAGAAGGAAUGAAGACCAGGAGAACGGAGAAAGAGAAAACUGGGGAAGAACUGGAUCAAAUGAGGACUAGAAGAGAUGACAAAAAGGAUCAGAAAAAGAUGGACAACAAGAAAACACACAAUGUAAAUAAAGAAGAGAAAGGUAGACCAAGCUCAGAAACCCAAGAGGUGAGAAGAACUAGAGAAAAGGAAAUAAACCCAAAGACAACUAAAGAACCUGCAGCAGAGAAACAUUUGAGGAACGACGGAGGUCGAGGGACAAAGAGGAGAAGAGAAACAGAAGACGAGAAGGUAGAGAAGAGAGGAAAACACGGCAAGCACAUAGAAGAUGAGAGAGGUGGACAACAGAUGAAGAGGAGAACAGAGGAUGGAGGGGAGGAGUUUGCUGAAGAAAAGGGCCACGAGGUAAACUUUGAUUUUGUUGCUUUUCGGCACCAUCAUCUGGUGGCGCGGAGGGAGAGUUUGAUCCGAUCUCUCAGAGGUCUGCUGAAGACGAAGGAACCAACGAAGAGCUCUCAUGCUGUAGGAGAAGGAGGAACAUCUGUUAAAAUGAAGAACGUCAGCAGGGAUGGCGAGGAGGAGCAGACGGACAAAGGGACAGGAGGAGAGACGACCACCAAAAAGGCAACAUCUGAGCGGAAGGAAGAGAAACGCAACAAAGAUAAAGGAACUAAAGUCGAUGAUCAUGAGGAAGACAGACGGUCUCGACCACGGACAGGUGGGCAGAAGGAAGAGAAGACAAAUGAAAGUAGCAGCAAGGACAAGGAGGCCGCUAGAAAGUUUACAGCUGAGAGGACCGAUGACAAGAGAAGUAAGCAAGGGGAGAGCGGAACAAGGACGGUCGGAGAGGAAAGGACAUCACCUAGAGAGUCAGCUGAAGACAAAAGUAAAGAAAAGACCAUGAGCAAAGGAGAAGAUGAGACAAAGCUGCAGAGAGAUGAGAGGAAAAUAAUCGGAAAGAUCGUGAAGGCCAGUCAGGGAACAAAGGUCCAUUUGAAGACUAUGCUGGGAGGACUAACAAAAGCAGCUGCUGAGGAGGAGGAGAAGAAGAAGAGAAAGGAGGAGAAUGAGGUCACGGAGGAGGUGAAAAAGACUUCAGAGAGAGAAAAAAGAAGAAGCACAGUAAAGGAGGAGGAAAAGUCUGACACUAAAAAAGAAAAACCCAAAGAGCAGAAGCAGAAUGAAGUUCAAGAGAAGGUGGCAGGAAGACGGGAGGAGCAAAAAAAUCAGGAAGGCAGCAGGGAAGCGGAGGCGGUCAGAGUAACGCGUGAAAAACCGAAACAUGACAGCAAACUUAAGGAGAAAACAGACGACAGAACCUCGUCUCACCGACCGGAGGGGAGAGAAGAGCGGAGGAAGAGUGAUGCUGAAGACAAGGAGGCCAAAAAACAGGAAGGGAGGGGGGAGUCAGAGGGGGUCCGAAUAACACGUGAAAAGAGGAAGAAACACGAAAACCAAACUGACAACAGAAUGAGAUUAAGUCCACAAAAGGAGAGAAAAGAGCAGAAGAUGAGUGGAGCAGGAGGCAAAACGACAAAGCAGGAGGAGCAGGACCGGAGGAGGGAACCUGAGGUAGUUAGGCUAACACGAGAACAGAAGAAGAAACAGGACGGCCAAUAUCAGGAGACUAAAGAAGAGACUAAGGAGCAAAAGAAGAACAAAGCUGUAGACAAGGCGACAAGAAAACAAGAGGAGCCAAGAUCUCUGGAAGGGAGGAAGGAAACAGAGGUAGUGAGAAUAACAAGGGAGCAGAAGAAGAAACACGAGGAGAGAAAAGAGGAGCAAGUGACAUUAAGACGUUCAGAAGAGUGCAAAGACCAGAAGAGGGAUGAUGGAGGGGCGAAGAGUGGGACUUCUCGAGUUGAGGCUUUACGGUUGAAAUCUGUUGACAAAGAAGCAGGACAGGAAGAGAAAGACGACUCGGAAAGAGAGAGUGCAACCGGGACGGAUUCAACUCUGCACAGGAUCAACGGAGACCUGCGGAUAUCUCUGAAAACAGAAAAGCCCGGUCAUCAGGAAAACCAUAGAAGUGACUGGUGGUCUCGUGUCUCUCUCCAGGAUAUCAGGAAGUGUCUGUCAGCGCUGGACCAACUCAGUAUGCUGUAUGUGACGUCUCAACACGUCCAGAGGCACAGCGAGCUCAUAGCCACCCUCAGGAAGAUGCGGUACUAUCGGGCGAACCAAGCCAUCAUGGACAAGGCCGCCAUGCUGUACAACCGAUUCAAAAACACCUACCUGGUGGGCGAGGGUGAGCGUGAGGAUGUGGUGAGCGCCGCCUUCCUGCAAUCGCUGCUGCAGGAGAAGGAGAGGGAGGAGGCGCAGAGGGUGAAGCUCUGGAGGGAGAAAUUCCAGAAGGAGAUGGAGGAGCAGAGCCAGUGCUGAGAAGGUUGAAAUAAAAGCUCCAGUGGAGUCUUCCUGAGACCUGAACCAACUGAACUCUGAUUCUGUCGCUGUGGGCGGAUCCCGCUCUGCUCACCUGUGGGACUGCAGUAUUAUUUUUUAUUUCGGAAACUAAAAAGGCACCGUCUAAUUCCUUACACGCCGGUUACAGGAAAUCGCCUUAAACAUGUGACCUCAUGACACUUUUACCAGAACACUGAACAUUUCACACAUCUUUGAUCUCACUUAAGGGCAUUAAUGUUGUUUUAUUUUUCCUGUGAUUCUUUUAGAAGUAACAAACUAAAACGUUUUAGUAAUUUGUGCUGCUUUUACGUCCUGUGUAAAGAUCCUGCUCUCAUACUUGAACUCUGGUGCUGGCUUCCUGCAACUCUCAUUCCCUCUUUGGGGAGAAGGGGGCUGAUGGGAAAUGUAGUUUUCCCAAUUUGUAUUACUUUGUAAACAUAUGUCAAUAAAUCCUAAAGCAUUAGUACAGAAAAAUGGUGUUAUAAAGCUUUGAAAAUGGUGCUGCAGAUGUAAUAGUUUCAAGUUUUCUGUAAACUCUGUACAUGAAGGUUUCACUGUGUUUUUACUUGGUCAGAAAUAUUUUUUUGUGCGUUUGCUCAAAGUGUUGUUUUUUUUUUCUUCAGACUUUUCUCUGACUGUUGCCGCCGUCUUUGUAUUUUUCUAAUCUUUUUCAUAAAUGACUACAUUACACACUUACUCUUGAGCAAAUGCCUUAUUUUAUGUAACAUGUCCUUUUUGUACAGCGUUGGUGUACGGUUCACGAUUAUCCGACUGAUAGACUUUGAUUUAAUCUUAUUUAAUGAAAAUGCUUGUUUCUGAACACAAAUAAAGCAUUUCUAAAACAUUAUAAACAUA
Messenger RNA from Cyprinodon tularosa, 7153 nucleotides. RefSeq names its product trichohyalin-like. Gene Ontology annotation, biological process: regulation of transcription by RNA polymerase II. Bases 182 to 6277 code for a protein of 2031 amino acids. Gene Ontology annotation, cellular component: nucleus. Gene Ontology annotation, molecular function: transcription coregulator activity; double-stranded DNA binding. The transcript is spliced from 12 exons. The record is from RefSeq and is a predicted model, not a curated record. Lineage: Eukaryota; Metazoa; Chordata; Actinopteri; Cyprinodontiformes; Cyprinodontidae.